Molecule: messenger RNA, 1884 nt
Organism: Rotaria sp. Silwood2
Lineage: Eukaryota; Metazoa; Rotifera; Eurotatoria; Philodinida; Philodinidae
Source: the annotation of a GenBank genome assembly
AUGAUUAGUGACGAUGAUGAUGAUGAUGGACAACAAGAAGAAGAGGAAACAACAGAAACUAGUCAUGACGAAGAAGAAAUAACUCAUCAUGAUCAAAUAGAAUUAGUUUAUAUUGCAUUAUCAACACCAAAUCAAACUUUGAUCAAUAUUCUCAGUGAACGAUACAAGGAUGUUCAAACUUUUACUGAUGAAAUCGAAUGUGUAGAACAUAUUAAGUCCACAAAAAACAAAAUAUUUUUCAUAAUUGAUGGUGUACCAUCAAAAACUCUUAUUGAAGCAAUGGAAUCAUUAAUCCAAAUUGAUUCUGUAUUUGUUUAUUUUCCAUCACCGGAUGCUCUUACUGCAAUCAAUCAAAAACAACAUCAUUAUAUACUUAAUUGGUGUGAAAAGGACAGCAUUCUUCUAGAAUCAAUAAAGAAAUCUCUCGAAGAUCUUGAAAAACAUGCAGCUACAUUUCAUAUGUUUAAUAAAAAAGAAAAAGAAAAAUAUGAUCUUUCAAAAGAACAGGGUUCAUUUAUAGUUUUUCAAUCAUUUAAAUCUGUCUUUAAAAAUAUGCCGAAAACAGACGAAGCGAAAAAAACAAUGGUAAAACUAUGUCGAGAUUACUGUCGAGGAAAUUCAAUUGAAUUAGCAAAUAUCGAUGAAUUUGAUCGCGCAUAUAAAGCAUCGGAUGCCAUUAUAUGGUAUAUGCAAGACAAAUUUCUUCACAAAAUUGUUAAUAAAACUCUUCGAACACAAAAUAUCGAUCUUAUGUAUCAAUUUCGUUUUUUUAUUACAGAUUUAAGUGAACAACUUGAAUUAAAAUUUCAAGAACUUAAAAAAACACAAAAAGGUGUUUUAAAACUUUAUCGUAGCGUAAAAUUAAGUCAGGAAGAAGUGACUAAUUAUCAAAACAGUGUUGAAGAUUUAAUAGCAAAUAGUACAUAUUUAUCGACAACUAGCGAACGUUCAAUGGCUUAUGAUUUUGUAACAAAAUCUGUUAAAUCACCAGGUGUUGUACGCACUUUAUUCGAAUAUACAAUAGAUUUAAAUAUUGUUCAGAGUAUUAUUAUCGCUAAUGUUAGACAAUAUUCAGCAUUUCCUGAACAAGCUGAAUUUAUCAUUGAUUGCGUUCAUGCAACUGAUCUCGUCUCUGAAUAUGUUGAAUAUGAAAAGAAAAAGAUGAGAGAAUCAAAUAUAAUGUUACUCUUCGGUGAUUUACUUAUUGAAAUGGGUGAAUAUGCUAAAGCUGAACGAUAUUUUGAUAGAAUUCUUCGUUCAUCAAAUCCAAAUGAUGAAGAAAUUGCUUGUAUAUUUUUUAAUUUUGGUCGUAUAUACCGAUUACAAGGUAAAUUACAUCGUGCAAUAAACUGUUAUAAUCGUGCAUAUAAGUUAAAUAUGCAUGCUCGACCAGAACGCUUAGCCAGUGCUGGAAAAUGUUUGAAUGAUCUUGGAAUUGUUUAUAGUGAGAUGGGACGACAAGUGAGAGCUGAAGAAUGUUUUCAAGGAGCUAUGGAAUUAUAUAAAAUAAGUCUUCCAAAAGACCAUAUUGAUGUUGCUGGAACGUUAAUUAAUUUGGGUACUAUUGACUGUGAUCGACAAAAUUUUGAAGAAGCAUUACAUAAAUAUCAAGAAGCAAUGAAAAUUUAUGAUAGUCGUCUUCCACCAAUUCAUCCAAGUCGAGCGCUACUAAAAGUUAAUUUAGGUAAUGUUCAUCUGACUAUUGGAAACUAUAAAAUUGCUCUUCAAGAAUAUGAAUCAGCAUUGAAAUUACAAGAAGCAUUCUUACCAGCUGGUCAUGCAGAUAUUGCUCGAACAUUAAAUAACUUAGAGAUUGUUCAUACACAUCUAGGAAACAAGGACGAAGCAAAUAAAUACGCAGAACAUGCAAAAAAAAAUAAUUGA